This is a messenger RNA of Clunio marinus, 297 nucleotides long. The record is from the annotation of a GenBank genome assembly. Lineage: Eukaryota; Metazoa; Arthropoda; Insecta; Diptera; Chironomidae.
AUGAAAAAAAAAACGCCAAAAUUUUUUCAAACUCAAUGGUUACUAGAUCAAAUUCCGAUUUUCAUGAAAUUUUCCUUCACACUUUCAUGUAGACUUCAACAAUUUUCAUCAAAGUUGGAAGAGAAAGAAAAAUGCUGGCAAUUUAACAACAAAACCAAGUCGACCGUAGGAAAAGUAAAAUCACUGCAUAUCAAGUCCAUAAAUAAUAAUACGAGUAAAGUUAUGAAUGGAAUUUCGUGUGCAAGAAGGCACGCAAAAGAUGGGAAUGACCUUGAACAUGACUUGUACACGACAUAA